AUGAAUUCGGAUUCUUCGUCAGUGCCGCGUGUACAAGGAGAGUCUGCGCAAGAGAGACUCAAUGAACUAUUGAAGUUGUUGAGGAUAGACGCUACAACACACACGGUGACAGAAUGGCCGCCGCUACAAGAAACCAAAUGGUUGAACGACAGUGAUUCGGAAGAGAACAACAUUUAUCAGCGGGUGCCGCUCAGUUAUUUACAGACAGUGAACAAUAUAAUGAAGCAUCGUUGUGCGGACGGUACAGCUGUAACGUUCGUUCAGUUACCACAGCCUCCGCCCGCCACGGCCUCCGAUGCUGUUUGCGAUCAGUAUUUAAAGGUAUUAGACGAACUAACAAAGGAUCUCUCGCCCACCAUACUGGUAAGGGGACUCAAAUCGGUCACAUCAACUUCACUUUGA
Messenger RNA from Diatraea saccharalis (sugarcane borer), 402 nucleotides. The record is from the annotation of a GenBank genome assembly. NCBI's taxonomy places the organism in Eukaryota, Metazoa, Arthropoda, Insecta, Lepidoptera, Crambidae.